Ixodes scapularis (black-legged tick) is the source of this 2463-nucleotide messenger RNA. Its product is annotated as probable maltase-glucoamylase 2. Gene Ontology annotation, biological process: carbohydrate metabolic process. Gene Ontology annotation, molecular function: carbohydrate binding; alpha-1,4-glucosidase activity. Bases 16 to 2463 code for a protein of 815 amino acids. NCBI's taxonomy places the organism in Eukaryota, Metazoa, Arthropoda, Arachnida, Ixodida, Ixodidae. The transcript is spliced from 22 exons. The record is from RefSeq and is a predicted model, not a curated record.
AGGAAGAGUCCCUUCAUGAACCAGGUCAUCAACAACGUCAAGGUGCAGGCCGUCUAUAUCACCGAGGAUAUCCUCAGAUUGAGGAUUCACGACGAGGACCGUCCCCGCUACGAAGUGCCGGUCUCGAGCCUUUGGGCGAUCCCCAGGACUAUGCCGCCGAUCAACAAGGACCAACUCGCCUACACCAUCGAAGCCAAUCAGACCAAGAAGGGAUACGCUAGAAUUCGCAUUCUUCGCACGGACAACGAAAUCCCAAUGUUGGACUCCUGGUACCCUAUCAUGACGGAGCAGUUCCUGCAGAUCGUGUUGCCAUACAGCGGUCAACAGAUUUACGGUUUCGGUGAGAACGGCCACGACGGAAUCAUGCUGGGCGCCGGCAGCGGUACCAUGUUCUCGAGACACGGCUCCAAUUAUUCGACAAAGACGUGGAACAACUUUGGAGGCGUCCAUCCUUUCUUCAUGAACCCAAAGGGAGACGGCACGACAUGGGGUGUACUGCUGGUGAACAGCAAUGCAAUGGACUACACGGUGACGGGCAGCGGCAGCAUCGCCCUGGCGGCCAUAGGUGGCAUCCUGGAUCUGUACUUCUUCGUUGGAUCUACGCCAAACCACGUGAUACAGCUAUACCAUAAGGUUAUCGGAAACCCCUUCUUACCACCGUUUUGGGCCUUGGGCUACCAACACUGGUUGCAACGGAUUCCGACCUUGGCGAGUCUGAAGCUGGCCGUGACCGUUUUGGAUCAAGGCGGCGUUCCAAAGGACGCGUUAUGGUUGGAUGUUUCUCAAGACUCAAGGGCGUUCACUCUAAGCUCCAACUUCAACGGCCUCGCAACUUACGUGCAACAACUUGCAAACUCUGGCGUUCAGGUCGGGCUCAUCCUUAAUCCUGCCAUCGCCGCCGAUAACAGGACAGUCUACGCUCCGUACAAAACUGGGCUUGCUCAGGACGUUUUUGUGCGACAGGGGAACAAUCCACCUGUAUCUAAUACCAAUGCUGUCCUUCUAGCAAAGGGGUUACCCUCUGGCUUGUCAGCGUUUCCGGACUUUUUCAAAAACCGCACGCGGAACUGGUGGAAAAACCUGAUUGAAGAGUACCAGGGGAAUGUCACCGAAUUCAGCGCAAUAUUUCUGGACGUCAACGAGCCGGCAGAAUUCAGCGCUGACCUAAACUGCCAACCAGGAGACGCGUCGUGCCAGGCCCAAGUAUGUCCCGAAAGCAAAUGGGAAGAUCCACCAUACCUACCAUAUGCCUACAGGGAAUCGGAGAACCGGACCAAGUUGCACGAGGGAACGCUGUGCAUGAGCGCUGGCAUGGGCGAGCACCAGGAGCUUCCACACUACGACCUCCACAGCGUCUACGGCUGGAGGCAGACCUGGACGACCAAGACGGCUAUGGACGACGUGAGCCUCGAUCGAACCGUUCUCGUGUCCGACUCGACGUACCCGUCAAGCGGGCGCUUCGCGGGACACAUUCUCGACUCGCCAGAUGCCGAGGAAUGGUCGAGUCUUCGACGAGCCGUCGUUGGCGUCCUGGAGUUUAACAUGUUCGGAAUACCUUACGUGGGUGGACCAAUCUGCAUGCCCGGAGCACCCGAACUGCUGUGUCAGCGCUGGACCGAACUCGGCGCUUUUUUCCCGCUCAGCGUCGAUUUCAGGAUGCACGACUCAAACGUCCAGGCAGACAGGAUGAAUGCCAUCGCCCUGAACGCGGUCCAUACCCGCUACCACUUCCUCGCGCUCCUGUACACGCUGUUCUUCAGGGCCCACAUGGACGGGGGAGCCGUUGUGAGGCCUCUGUUCUUCGAGUUCCCUCUGGACAGGGCGACGUACGAUAUCGACGACCAGUUCAUGUGGGGCUCCGUGCUUCUCUUUUCACCAGUCCUGGAGGAGAACGCGACGAAACACACGUACUACCUUCCGCUUGACACCUGGUUUGUGUAUCCCGAAGGAAGGAGGGUCGAAGGCUCGGUGGACCCCAUGAGUCGGGACGUCAUGGACAACACGACGGUGCUCAUCCACGUGCGUGCGGGUCACGUGGUGCCAGUGCAACCCACGCUCAGGCUCACGCACGAGAGGUCGCAGAUACCGUUUGAUCUGCACGUGUACCCGAAAGAUGGGUUUGCGUCCGGCGAACUCUUCGUGGACGACGGGAUCUCUCAAGGAACGAUAGAGGCAAAUCAGUAUGACCUGUACAGCUUCGUUCAGGCUCAGGACCUUCUUCGGAUCUCCGUGAGCCACGUUGGCUCCAGCGGUCGCCAGAACUCCACCAUCAAGAACGUGGUGUUCUUUGACACGCCCGAGCCUCCCACCAGGGUCUCCCUGAACCGAAACUUCCUGCGAGCGGAAAAUAUCAAACACGACGCCAUGAAGAAAAUCCUCACGGUCGUCAUAGACCUUCAGCUACGGACGCUGAACAGCCUGGGCACGGAAGCGAUCGUUCAAGUCGAGAAGCGAACUACGUAG